UAAUUUUCCAUCUCAAGCAAUUUGUUUGCUUUGUAUAUUGAAGUUUUCUUUCUCGAUUUUCUAUUUAGCCAAACAAGAUGCAGAUCUUCGUUAAGACUCUAACCGGCAAGACGAUCACACUCGAGGUCGAGAGCUCCGACACGAUCGACAACGUGAAGGCCAAAAUCCAAGAUAAGGAAGGCAUCCCUCCAGACCAGCAGCGUCUGAUCUUCGCCGGAAAACAGCUCGAAGACGGCCGGACCUUGGCCGAUUACAACAUCCAAAAGGAGUCAACUCUCCACCUCGUCCUCCGUUUGCGCGGUGGGAUGCAAAUCUUCGUGAAAACCUUGACCGGCAAGACAAUCACUCUCGAGGUCGAGAGCUCCGACACGAUCGACAACGUUAAGGCGAAGAUCCAAGACAAGGAAGGCAUCCCCCCAGACCAGCAACGUCUCAUCUUCGCCGGAAAACAACUCGAAGACGGCCGUACCUUGGCCGACUACAACAUCCAGAAGGAGUCAACUCUCCACCUUGUCCUUCGUUUGCGCGGCGGGAUGCAAAUCUUCGUUAAGACGCUUACCGGAAAGACGAUCACUCUCGAGGUCGAGAGCUCUGACACGAUCGACAACGUGAAAGCCAAAAUCCAAGACAAGGAAGGCAUCCCGCCAGACCAGCAACGUCUCAUCUUCGCCGGAAAGCAACUCGAGGACGGGCGGACUUUAGCCGAUUACAAUAUCCAGAAGGAAUCGACUCUUCAUCUGGUUCUACGUCUUCGAGGUGGGAUGCAGAUCUUCGUCAAGACUUUGACCGGUAAGACGAUUACUUUAGAAGUGGAGAGCUCGGAUACGAUUGAUAACGUGAAAGCGAAGAUUCAGGACAAAGAAGGAAUUCCACCAGAUCAGCAAAGGUUGAUUUUUGCUGGGAAACAGCUGGAAGAUGGAAGGACUUUGGCUGAUUACAAUAUUCAAAAGGAGUCCACUCUUCACCUUGUUCUUCGUCUUCGUGGUGGGUUCUAAGCCUUAAGGUCUUCCUUAAUGUGGGUUUUCUGGUUUUACGUGAAGGAUUGUGCCCUUUGGUGGCCUUUUAAAUAAUUUCUAGUCUUUGUUUACCGGUUGCAUCUAUGUAUGGUUUCUCUUUGAAUGGAAUUUGCAUAUUUACCUA
This is a messenger RNA of Gossypium raimondii (Peruvian cotton), 1140 nucleotides long. Its product is annotated as polyubiquitin. The transcript has a single exon. NCBI's taxonomy places the organism in Eukaryota, Viridiplantae, Streptophyta, Magnoliopsida, Malvales, Malvaceae. Gene Ontology annotation, molecular function: protein tag activity; ubiquitin protein ligase binding. The record is from RefSeq and is a predicted model, not a curated record. Gene Ontology annotation, biological process: protein ubiquitination; modification-dependent protein catabolic process. Bases 78 to 995 code for a protein of 305 amino acids. Gene Ontology annotation, cellular component: cytoplasm; nucleus.